UCUUGGCGCUAUCGGUGUGGCAUGUGUCGCUAAGGCUCGCGAGUUCCGGUUCCAGUAGGGUUUAAGGCCACCCACGCUUCGCUUCCCCCGGCGGUAACCAUUUUACCGACCCGGUUACCGCGAAACUUCACUUUUGCCACUUUAGGGGAAGUGUUGUGCACUAGGCCGAAUCUCCCACUCCAAGCCACUUCAACACAACCCACGACAUAAUAUCUACAAUUUACUGUACGUAUCGUGCUCGGGCAAACAGUCUGUGCAUUACCCCGCACGCUCUUUGCUGGGGAGUUUAGUUAUAAAAUGGUGGAAUCCUGGAUCGGUGGUGGUGGUGGAGGUAGUAGCACAUAUCGACAUCGAUAUCGCGCAUUGCUAGAUUCUGAAAUGAACGAUAGCGUGGAGAACGAUAUGGUUAAGACAGCGGUCACCACUUCUCCUGUUGGAGAUGAAGGGUAUGAAGUACCUAUACCUAGUUCCAAGUGGUGGACUAGAAGUCGGUUGGUUCUCCUGAGUAUCAUAGCCACGAUGGAAUAUGACUGAAUCCGAUACACUAGCUACCCCGGCGCCCUCCUCUUCAACGUUUCAACUUUCAUCCUCCCCGCCUUCUACUCAACCCUGUCAAAGCUAUGGAUCGCGCAGAUAGAUUCGAAAAUGGUUGUUACGACUGAUACAUGGACCUACAUCAGUACCGUAACCGAAGUCAUAAACGAAGGACUCCCGCGUGCCUCCUUUGUGAUUAUCGGGGACCGCACUUCCAGGACAAUCACCUCUAGGAUUGGGAUCUCGAAUACGCUCAUCAUCUUUCAGGCCGUGCUGGGGUUGUUGAUGUCGGUGAUUAUUGCGAGUGCGGCGCAGAGGUUCACGGAUACUUUCGUGCCUGUGGAGGUUCGGAAGGAGAGCGUCACGUAUGUUAGGAUUUCGGCGUUUGGGAGUCUGUUUGGCGCUGUGGAUUUCGCGGUUAGUUGUGCCACUCGGGCUUUGGAUAGGUGUGUAUAACUCCUCGCUCCCUCCCAGGCGCUAAUUGUGCAAUAAAAGGCCAGACGUCCCCCUCCUAAUCAGCACGGUGAAAACCGCGCUGAACAUCAUUCUCGACCUCCUCAUCCUCUCCAAUGUCCGCGUCGGGCAUGCAGACGUAGACGUAAAUACCCAAGCCGUCAUCCGCCUCUCCUGCGAUGCAGCAGGAGCUCUAGCGGGGGUAUGCUACUUCUUGUACGAGACGAGAAAGUUGUGGAUCCAUAGACCGGACGGCGAAGUCGGGUCUAGGAAACCGAGUGUGUUGGCACUGGUAACUUUGGCAAGGCAGGGGUGGUACACGUUUGUUGAAUCGUGUGUUAGGAAUGUGCUGUAUUUGUGGCUCAUUUCGGGGAUUGUGGCGAUGGGGUCUGAUUAUGCUACGGUAUGUUGGUGCUUACGGGGAAGAGAUUUGUUGUUUUACUAACAAUUUGUAGGCUUGGGGUGUGUUCAACACCAUCCGCUGGGGCCUUGUAAUGGUUCCCGUUCAAGCGCUCGAGGCUACGUCUUCCACCUUUGUAGGACACGCAUGGGGUGCCUGGCGACAUAAGGUUGGAAUUGAGACUCGAAAGCCGAAAGCCUCGAGGGGAGAUAUCCGCAGUGAGUUUAUGUUAUUCUGGCGUAGAAGAAAAGGACUAAUUCACAUUACUUUCAAGUGAUUAUGGAACCCGCCCUCAUAUCUGUCUGCAUAGCCCUUCUAAUUGAAGUUCCCCUUUGUUUCACGAUGUCCCUCUGGGGCACCCAGCCCUUUGCCCGCUGGCUCUCCGGCUCCGACACUGUGGCCGGAAUAACCGAGUACAUGUGGCGGGUCCGUUCCCUCCUUCCCUGAAUGCAAUGUUCUCAGACUGACCCCUACUUAUUAUACAGACAAUAGACUGGUGUUACAUAUUCUACGCCGUCUCCACGCAGCUUGCUAGCAUCCUCCUGGCCACUCGACCGCGCUGGUACCUUGGCCAAUCCCUCAUAUCAAACUUGUUCUGGGUGUUGCCCUGGGCGAUUGUGGUGGAGGUUAUCAAACUGAAUAAGGAUACCGCGUGGAAGUGGCAUGCGAUCGUUUUCGGAGGCAGUCUGGUGGUCAGCUUUGCCAUCAUCCUAGUCGUCCUGGGAGCGUGGGCGUGGAGGUUAAUGACUGGGAGGAGUAGGCUCUCGCCGGUUUAUUUGGUUGAGAGGUGAUGGGGUUCCUGGGACUGAUAUGGGUAAUGUGUGAUUUCAGUUGGUAUGAUAAAUUGAGGGGCUUUCGUUGAGAAAUAAUGUACAAGUAUCGUAGUCGAGUGACAAUAAGUUAUGUGAAUGGUUGUCUAGUAUGGGGUGUUGAAGUGCCAGUGCCUUUUUGGUAGUCUGCCAAUUGAUGUGAUAAAUCCGAGUACCACGUAACCCUAGCGCGCGCCCAAAAUAGUUGGUUGACUAACAAAUCGUUUUCUGCAGCGGUACGGUACAGUACUCGUGCAGCGCAGCUGAGG
This is a messenger RNA of Tuber aestivum (summer truffle), 2465 nucleotides long. The record is from the annotation of a GenBank genome assembly. Lineage: Eukaryota; Fungi; Ascomycota; Pezizomycetes; Pezizales; Tuberaceae.